Erinaceus europaeus (western European hedgehog) is the source of this 1077-nucleotide messenger RNA. RefSeq names its product interferon induced transmembrane protein 10 (gene IFITM10). The transcript is spliced from 3 exons. The record is from RefSeq and is a predicted model, not a curated record. Bases 1 to 957 code for a protein of 318 amino acids. Gene Ontology annotation, cellular component: plasma membrane. Lineage: Eukaryota; Metazoa; Chordata; Mammalia; Eulipotyphla; Erinaceidae.
AUGCGGGUGCCAGGAGCGGGGUGCGGGGUUCUGGGUGCCGGCGGCGGGGUGCCGGCGGCGGGGUGCGAGGGUCGGGGGCAGGGUGCGGGGGUGCGGGGUACCGGGGGCGGGGUACCGGGGGCGGGGUACCGGGGGCGGGGUGCCGGCGGCGGCGUGCGAGGGGCGGGGGCCGGGCCCGGGGGACGAGCGGCGUGGCCGCGUUGCGGGGCGCUGCGGGCGCUGCGGGCCGGGCGGCGUCACCGGCGUGUCAUUGCCGCGUCCCUGCGCCGAUGGCCGAGCGCUGAGCGCGCUGUCCCUGCCCGGCCGGCCGCGGAGGCUCUGGCGCCGCCGGGGGUGUCGGGGUCCGGGCUGGCGGCCCCGCACCUGCUCUGGGGCUGCUUCUGCCGAGGCUGCGGCUCCCCCCCCGCCCCGCACGCAGGCCCCGCGCCCGGCCCCGCCGGCACCACGGACGGCGCCCCCGAUUCCCGCGCGCCCCUGGACGGGGCCUUCUGGGCGGCCCCCGCGGGGUCCCCCCCGGGCUGCUUCACCUGCGUGGCCAAGCCCCCCGCCCUGCAGCCCGCGCCCCCGCCCGCCGGCCCGCCGCCCAUGGCGCCCCCGCUGCUGCCCGCGGAGCCCAAGGGCGGCCCGGACGCGCGGGGCCCGGCCUGCAGGCACCUGGCCGACAAGCCGCUGGGCCGCCCCGCCGCGGUCAUCGAGGUGGGCCCCGACUCGGCCGAGGUCAACGACUACUACCUGUGGUCCAUCUUCAACUUCGUCUACCUCAACUUCUGCUGCCUGGGCUUCAUCGCGCUGGCCUACUCGCUCAAGGUGCGAGACAAGAAGCUGCUGAAUGACCUGGAGGGCGCAGUGGAGGACGCCAAGACUGCGAGGCUCUUCAACAUCACCAGCUCUGCGCUGGCGGCCUCCUGCCUCGUGCUGGUCUUCAUCUUCCUGCGGUACCCGCUGUCGGACUACUGAGCCCGCCGCCCGCCCGCCGCCCGCCGCAGCACCCAGCACCCAGCACCAAGGGCUCCCCUGCCGCCUCCCAUGCUACCCGCUCCUGUCUGUGAACAUUCAAUAAACGCCAGCAGCUGCAGC